AUGGCUCCUGCUGGCAAGAAGAUGGAGACAGAAUUCAAUAGGUUCAAGAAUGAAUUUCAUUCGAGAGAGGGUCCUUAUAUUUCUGGUAAAGCUGAGGAUGGUUCUGAUAUUCCUCUUCCUGAAAAGUUUUCUUCUUCUUACCAACCUUGGAAGUUUGAACUUUCCGAAGCUGAGACAAAGAAAGUGACUGCUAAAAGGGACAAAACUUUACACAAUGCAUCAGCUUCGCAGAAUAAUAAAGUGAAAUCUUUAGGUGAUAAGACUUCAAGUAAAGGUAAGUAUAUUCCUAAAAGGCCUACGUCUAAAUCUUCAUCAAAAACGACAUCUACAAUGGAUGAUCUCUCUAGGAAGCGUAAAAGAUACGAUUCCUCUUCAAGUUCGGAGUCUAGUGAGGAUGAUAUCUCUGUUUCUGAUGAUUCAUCAAUUCCUUCUUCUUUGAAAGAAUCUUUGAGAGCCCGUUUAUCUUAUGUAAUCUCCUCGGACCACCAAAGGAGACUUACUAAACUUGAGAAAGAAAAUGCCAAGCUUAAAGCUGAGAAUUCAACCAAUUCUAGUUUGAUUCGCAGAGCCCGAGAAAGAAAUGAUGAACUCAUUGACCUGUAUAACCUUUCGGAUGAGGCUGCCAAUCUUCCUGAUGGUGAAACCCUUUUAGAACACCUUAAUUCUUCUUUAAAUAACUAUCCCAACCAAGGAUUUGAAAAUCUGAAUUUGGAAGAAUUAAGAUUGAAAUAUGCUUCUCUUAGAAAAAGCCAUAGAUCUUUAUUGACUACAUUUAAUAACUUUAAACAUCGUCUUCAUGAGAUCCAAGAACAAAUUCAAGUUUUGGAAACAAAGAAGAUUAAGCUUAUUGAUGAGAAAGACGAGAUCACUCUUAAGGGUGCGAAAGCACUAGAAAAAUUCCAAGAAUCCAUUGUUGAGGUUCAAAAAGAACAUAAGGAGAAGAAUUAUCUUCAGAAGAUUGAAGAGUUAGAAACUCGUUUAGAUUCUGAAGAAGAGAAGAAUUAUCCUCAAAAGAUUGAAGAAUUAGAAACUCACAGUGAGGGAGGAGAUGAAGAAUCUGAAGAAGAAAUAAGUGGUUCUGAGGCUGAGCGAGAUGAAGAUUAA
Messenger RNA from Papaver somniferum (opium poppy), 1104 nucleotides. RefSeq lists its product as uncharacterized. The transcript has 9 exons. Bases 1 to 1104 code for a protein of 367 amino acids. The record is from RefSeq and is a predicted model, not a curated record. Lineage: Eukaryota; Viridiplantae; Streptophyta; Magnoliopsida; Ranunculales; Papaveraceae.